UGGGCUUAUUGUGUGCAAACAUCAGUCCUCCUCCUGGGGCUGUAGGGGUUCGUUUCGGGGUGUUGUCGUCGAGGUAAGGAUAAAACUAUUGUGAUCGUAGUAGCUGUAGCUGUGGUGCUGUGUCCAGUGUAGUGUAGAUGGUCUCGGAAAGCAGGUGGAGAGGGCAGGCAUCAAGACGUCAGGUGAAUUUAUGCUCGGGACUAUAAUAGCUGGUUGUUUAUCAUAUACAGCGGUGGUGUUUCAACGAGGUUGCUAGGCAGGGCGGCGGGUGCGCCGGUGAGCCAGGGAUGUCGACGGAUUGGAGGUGAGUAAAGAACGGGGGAGGGCGGAAAAGGGCGAGAAAAGGGCUGGUCGAAGCACCUAGAGUUGCAGACUGGAGCUGUGAACAACAGAGAUGCACCGAGAUUUCGGCCCUGCCAUUGGACCACGCAAUGUGACAAACAACGGGGGUUCCCCAGGCGACCAUCCACUUUCGGCAAGCGCUAGAACCUGGAAGAUGCCGCGACCAAGAGUGCGUGCAGCCAGUACGUACCUGGUUCAAGGUUGGCGAUUGGCGGCUGAAAGUUUAGAAACAAAAACCACGCGAAACAGGGAUUUCCUAGAAGCCUUUGCCUGCUGUCAAGAAAAUAUGAUGCGAAUGGCUUCAGGGCGCCAGACAGAAGUGGCCGACUUGGCCUGCAGUGGACACAUCUGUCAUUGCCCAACAGCAGUCCACGGUUGCAGAGAUGUAAGAGAGCACAUGCUGGUGCUACUGCAUGUUGGCAAGCAAACACCGACAACCGGGCUCUCCCGCCUCCCCGCACCACUUAUUCCCGACUGAGGUGGUGUUGGAAUCUGGAUUCUUCAGUAGCUUUGUUUCUUGGAGCCCAGCUUCUGCCCAAUCCGCACUGAUGACACUCUCUACCUUGAAUACCUCAUCGGAACCGCCAGUCUAGUGUACAUACAUGAAGCUUCUCUUCUGACGUUAGCUCUACCAGGCUUGGCAUCUCUUGCCGUGGCAAAGUCCAGACUGACCGCCCUGGUGGAUGUGGGUGUCAUUGAAGAGACCCGCUUUGCCGAGGCGGGUUGGGACCGUCCAGGAUCAAAUCCAUCGACCUUUGUCAGGUGGAGAGCAGGUAACAGGGUGCCCGUCCUCGGCCGAGUCCCAGGCAUUCUCCCAUAUAUUAUUGACUAAGACGUAUCGAGUCGGUAUGGUGAUAUCUUUUUUUUUCCGCAGUUUGUCAUCCUUAUUCCCAUCCUAGGCCGGUGACAGGCCUUGCGGAUAUCUUACCCGGUCUGUUGUUGAUCGGGCAUGAGGGGUCUCUCCUAGUUUCGUCUUCUUAUUGAUUUAGUUUUGUUGCUGGUACUGUCUUUGAACUAUCCACAACUUCUAGCGAUUAUUAAUUGCCAUGAACUGGAUGCGUUUCCAAUAAUCUCUUGGUUUUUUUCUCGCUCGCCUUUUAAACCCUUCCCCAAGCCUUCGCAAUGAUCCCAAGUUCGCCUGUCCCAGGCAGGUUGCCGGGCACGUCAGCCCCUGAGACUGGGCUGGUCGAUGUUGAGGGAACCACGAGAUCUGGAAAGGAAGAGAUAACAGGGGAAAGUGACUCUUCCGAAGUGAAAGAAUUCAAGGAAGGUGGAUAUGGCUGGAUGGUUGUCUUCUCAGUCGCCCUGGUCAACGCUCAUACAUGGGGCCUAAACUCAUCAUACGCCGUGUUUCUUGCCUAUUACUUGCGCUCUCGAGAUAUCGCUGGCUCUUCACCGCUUGCCUUUGCUUUUGUUGGCGGUCUCUCAAUCUCGAUCUCGCUGCUCGUCUCUCCACUGGUGACAUGGUGUAUAGGGAGGUUUGGAACCAUAUCUACGUUUCGGAUAGGGGUUGUGUUCGAAGCCAUCUCAUUUGUGGGAGCCUCCUUCUCGACUCACAUAUAUCACCUAAUCCUAAGCCAAGGAGUGUGUUUUGGAGUUGGUUUGGGGUUUUGUUUUACAGCAACAGUCGGUGUAGUGCCCCAGUGGUUUGUUAAGCGACGUUCCUUUGCCAACGCUGUGGCGACAUCUGGCUCUGGAUUUGGUGGCCUCACAUACUCCGUGGCAACCAAUGCCAUGAUAACCAACCUGGGGCUGCCAUGGGCUUUCAGAAUCCUCGCCAUUGUGGCGUUUGUGGUCAACGGUGGGUGCAGCUUGAUCCUCCGUGAUCGCAACAAGGCGGUCGGGGCGAAGCAUGUGCCCUUCCAUCUGGAUCUCUUCAAACUACCUGAAUAUUGGCUAUUCUUGGGUUGGGGCUUCUUUUCUCUCAUGAGUUAUGUCAUUGUUGUAUUUUCCAUCACGGACUAUGCUCAACAAGUUGGCUUCAGUGCCAGCCAGGGUUCCCUGGCUGCCGCUAUCUUCAACUUAUCGCAAGGCAUUGGAAGACCUCUCAUUGGACUCGCCAGUGACCAUGUUGGGAGACUCAACGUCGCUGGCCUUGGGACGCUCACCGCCGGCGUGGUUGCUUUCUUCUUGUGGGUCUUCGCCGGGAAGUCGUACCCAGGGUUGAUCAUAUACGCCCUGUUCGGGGCGUUUGCCGGCAUCAUCUGGCCUUGUGUGGCUCCCGUUGGAGCUGAGGUGGUCGGUCUCUCACUACUACCUGCUGCUCUUUCAAUUUAUUGGCUUGUUCUUGUUCUUCCAGCCACCUUCGCCGAAGUGAUUGGUCUGAUGCUGAGAACAUCUGGCGUUGAUGGAUACCUGAAUGUCCAGAUUUUCACGGGGGUCAUGUAUAUUGCCUCUUUCGUGUCCAUCUGGCUUCUGAGGAGUUGGAAACUUCAACAAAUGCAGAUUUUGGGAACAAUGGAUGAUCCGCUGGCGAUCGAGGCGCCCAAUGCUGUCCAGUCGGGGGCAAAAGCAUCUGAAAACGGGCGUCCACGUUCGUACAUCAUGAAUAUGUUUGUUUUCAGGCAUGUAUAGCAAGCAACGAGUACAAAAUAGCUUCAGAAUAAUAGUUGGGAGGUCUGCGAAUACAACCAACGGGCCCUGCGAUGCUACUUAUAGGCCUUCCGAGGUGAUCCGUCGAUGUUAAAAGUUGUCAAUGUCUUCUGACAAA
Messenger RNA from Podospora pseudopauciseta, 3052 nucleotides. RefSeq lists its product as uncharacterized. Gene Ontology annotation, molecular function: transmembrane transporter activity. The record is from RefSeq and is a predicted model, not a curated record. Gene Ontology annotation, cellular component: membrane. Gene Ontology annotation, biological process: transmembrane transport. Bases 1465 to 2916 code for a protein of 483 amino acids. Lineage: Eukaryota; Fungi; Ascomycota; Sordariomycetes; Sordariales; Podosporaceae. The transcript has 8 exons.